This is a messenger RNA of Rhineura floridana, 3775 nucleotides long. RefSeq names its product solute carrier family 22 member 15-like. Gene Ontology annotation, molecular function: transmembrane transporter activity. Gene Ontology annotation, biological process: transmembrane transport. The coding region runs from base 179 to 1639 and encodes 486 amino acids. Lineage: Eukaryota; Metazoa; Chordata; Lepidosauria; Squamata; Rhineuridae. Gene Ontology annotation, cellular component: membrane. The record is from RefSeq and is a predicted model, not a curated record. The transcript is spliced from 12 exons.
CCGCCCCCCAACGGCUUGCCGUUUGUUCUGUCGGCAGCAGCAGCCGCCAGAGGUCGCUUCGGGAGCUCCUCCCCCCUUCGGCCACCUCAGCACCACCACAAGGCUACGACAAGCCAGCUGAGCGCGGAAGGCCCCGCUGCUCGCUGACGGGGAUGCUGCGGAGAGGCCCGGGGGAGCCAUGGACCUGGACGAAGCCUUUGAGUUGGUGGGGGAAUUCGGCCCCAGGCAGAAGCGACUCACCGCGUUCCUAGUGCUGCUGCAGGUGUUUGUGGCCUUUCAAUCUAUGCUUAUUGUGCUAGUGGGAGCCGUGCCAGAAUAUCAUCUUGAUCUGGAGGAGAUUCCAGCUAGUAGAGAAGUUCUUGCAAAACAUGUCAGGUUUGCCAGUAACUUCACAUCCAUAGCAACAGAGUGGUAUUUAAUCAAACAUGAUGCGUAUAAGGUGAGCCUGGCAGCAUCCUUGUACUUUGCUGGGUUGCUUAUUGGAAAUAUAAUGUUUGGUCCAUUGUCUGAUAAACUGGGCAGGAAGCCUGUGUAUCUAACAGGUAUUUUCUUUGAUGUGAUUUUUGGGUAUGUCUCAGCAUUUGCUCCAAACUAUGAAAUUUUUGCAAUAUCACGUUUUUUUGUUGGGAUUACAAAUGGUGGUAUGUCUUUAGUGUCUUUUGUUUUGACACAAGAAUACGUAGGAAAAUCCUUCUGGGCAUUGACAGGCUCGUUAACAAAUUUGACAUUUGCAGUUGGUAUAGCAAUUUAUGCCUUAUUGGGUUAUUACAUAAGAGAGUGGCGUUUUCUUGCCUUCAUCUCAAAUUCCCCAGGACUUUUCUUUUUUCUUCUCUCUUUUAUGCUUCCAGAAUCACCAAGAUGGUUAUACUCCCAAGGCAGAACAGCAGAAGCAGAGAAUGUGCUACAAUAUAUAGCCCUUGGUAAUGGAAAAGAAAGGCUGUCUGUGAAACUGAAGCAGUGCAUAGGAGCAGUAAAAAAGGAUGAUUCAGAAUCUGGUGUCCUAAGCCUGGUUAAACACCCAGUCCUUCGGUGGCGCACUGUCAUCUUGAUGUAUAUCUGGUAUGUGUGCAGCCUUGUCUAUUAUGGUUUAACGCUGAAUGCUGGUGAAUUAGGAGGAAACCUGUAUCUAAAUGUGGCUCUUUCUGGCCUUGUAGAAGUUCCAGCAUUUCCACUCUGUAUAUUCUUCAUUGAGAAAUCUUGGUCAGGAAGACGUAAAAGUACAACUGCUUUUUUGAUAUUUGCAGGCAUUGCCUGUAUAUUUACUAUGUGCUUACCAGAAAAUAGAGGGGGAUUUUUCUUCAGUCCCAGCAUCUUAGCUUUAUGUGGGAAAUUGACUGUAAGUGCUGCCUUCAACAUCAUAUAUAUUUACACUUCCGAGCUCUAUCCAACAGUAGUGAGAAAUGCUGGCUUAGGUGUAUGUUCAAUGACUUGCAGAUUUGGUGGUAUUUUGGCUCCAUUUGUCCCUUCUCUAAAAACCCUUGGUCCAUCUGUACCAUUUGUGGUCUUUGGAAUCAGUGGAUUAUCAGCUGGUUUCCUGACUCUUCUACUUCCAGAAACUCUGAAUAAACCAAUUGCAGAGACCAUUGAAGACUUGCAGACAUCUACUUAUCAAAUGCUUAAAAACAAAAAGGCAAAGUAAAUCAGUUAGAAGAAAACAGUUAGUAUUGCAAAAACCAAAUAUUGGUCGAAAUGACAACGGUGCUUCCAUUGUUGAGAUGUGGUGCCAUCAAGAUUCAAGUCAAAAAGUAUUUUGGGAUUUCCAGUAUGCUCAAUAAUGUGAACAUAAAUUGUGAAGGGGGAAGUGGGCUAUAUAAACUCAUAAAGACAGAGGUGAAUUAUUUAUCUUAAACUGCCACACUUUAAAUGUUCUUUCAGAAUUACUGGGUGAUUUAUAUUUUUAGUAACAAAAGGAAUAAUCCUAUACUGAUAAGAUGGCUACCUGUGAAGUGUUAAAAUUAUUGUGGAGGUUGACUGUAAUCCUAAACACAAGGGCAAGAAGGAAGUAUUGGUGCAUCUGUGUUUUUGCUUAUUUAAAUGGGCUCAGGAUAUUGUUACACGCUGCUUCUUAAGGUAUCUUCAGAUUCGAGGACUACAGGCCAGCCUGCAAUAUUCAGGCAUGCAUGAGUUACUUUUUACAGACGGCAUGAUGCCAAUAUUUUUAUAUUAACAUUAUAAGAUGAAUGUUUCCCAUUAUUUAGAAAGACUUUUGUUACUCUUUCGGUUGCUGUAAUGAGACUUAUCUGACAUAUUGUUUAAAUAUGCAGCAGUACAGAUCUGCUAUAGGAAACAAGUAAGUACUGAAUUACCAAAACAGAUUUUGUGUGAAGCAGGUAUCAGUGGCUAUAUGUGUAGGAUGGCAAAAAAAGUGUUGUAUAAGAUUGGAUACAAAUGUGCUUUUCUAUCUAGAGGAAGUGUCUUCCAUUCAGAAGGGCUGUUGUAUAGCUCAAAACUCUAAUACAAGGUGGAAAAGUGCAGGAAAAUCCAAAACUGUUAUUCUGUUUGCGCAAGAGUUUUACCCCCUCUUGCUCAAACAGAAGCAUGGAAAAUACAGUAGGGCCCCACUCACACAGCAGGUUACGUUCCAGGCCCCUGUCGAAAAGUGAAAACCACUAGAAAGUGGGGCCCUACUGUAUUCCAGCCGCCGUGCUCCAGCUGAUAGCAAUCAAAUGGAGCGUGCAAGCUCCCCACGCUCCAGCUGACAGCGAUCAGCUGGAGCGCACGAGCUCCCCGCACUACAGCUGAUCGCACCAUCAGCUGGAGUGUGGGGAGCUCCAGCCACCAUGCUCCACCUGACAGUGAUCAGCUGGAGUGUGCAAGCUCCCCGCACCCGCUGGCACCACCAUAUUAGCGGAAUGCCAAAAAGCGGGGUCCUACUGUAAUAUAGACACUGUCUAUAGCAUUGCAUGAACUCUUGUACAAGCUCUUUGCAGAAUUGCAUUGAUGCCUGUUUUCCUUCUACUAAUGUUUUUUUUUAAUCCAACCCUAAAAGUAUUUUGCAUGUUAUGACAUCAUAACAAGGGAAUGUUUUCAUUUGACCCUUUAUUUAUAGGAGAACACCAAGGGUUAAAAUGGUAUUUUGAUAGCCUGUUGAAAUCUAGGCCAACAGUCGGCAGUUUGUAGUAUUCAAGCAGACUGCUGUCAACCUGUCAAAUCACAUUGGUGGCUGACAAAGACUCAACUGACAGAUCUACAUUUACAGUAUGUUUUCAGGGUCAACUUUUAAAGGUCAUUCUAAGUUUAGCACAACAGUAACAACUAACCCAACUCCUAACAUAUCUUGCUUACUAUUGCUUAAAUAUCUAUUUAUUCAAAUGCCCUGUUUUAGCACUUGGAUAGUAAAGUGGAGAAACUAUUACGGUUUUGUGGGAUUUUUGUUUUUCAUACAUUUCUUUCUGUCUGUCUUUUUUUUUUUUUAGUUCUGGAACACAGUUGACCAAACUGUUCCUACAUGUUAUUGGGUAUUUCAUUCAUUUCUGUUAGUGUUCCUGUCCAAACAGGAGAAAAAAGAUGGUAGACCAAUUUUUAUAUGGAAUAUUGCUUAUAAUGGAAAGCUUUACAAGUCUAUAUUUUUGUAAGAAAAAAUAAUGCUCCUAUGGAAGCAAAAGUGAGUUGCUAAGAUAAUUCAGAUAAUAUUAUUAAUAUUAAGGUAAUAUUACUGCCACAUAAUGAAAUUGUUCUCAUGUCAAAUACAUUAUAGAUCUAUAUUUAACGGGACUGUUUUGCCCACCUUUUGUUCCAAUUAUGUUGGAAAUGGCUAAUAAAAAUGCAUUUAAUG